Messenger RNA from Gongylonema pulchrum, 573 nucleotides. Lineage: Eukaryota; Metazoa; Nematoda; Chromadorea; Rhabditida; Gongylonematidae. The record is from the annotation of a GenBank genome assembly.
AUGAAUUAUCAAAUCACUGCAGAUGAUGUGGCGCAAGUUGGUUUACCUGUCAGCAAUGAAUUCGAGAAUUUGGACAAUCCCGAUGACUCUGUGGUUUCGGAUGGCAGUGAUAUCGAUGUUUUGCCUGUGAACGAGGCUUUGGCGGAUACGGAAAUCGCUGGCAGCCAUGGCAGCAGUUCGGAUCAAAUGAAAAUGGAGGACGAUGCAGACGAUGAUUUGGAUUUCGGCACUGAGUUACUGUUGAUUGGCGAGGGCAACAAAGCAGGAGGAGAAACGGGCAACGAAACAGACGAUGAUAGUGACGAAGGUGAAUAUGAUGAAGGAAUAUACUCAGCAAGAGGAAAUUUUUUGUACAGGCAGCAAUCGUUGCAGGCAAUGGUGACCAAUUCGCGGAGCAAGGAACUGAUUCCGAUUACGCAUUGGUCUUUCAGCCCAAUGGCACUGGCAGCAAUCGUUGCAGGCAAUGGUGACCAAUUUGCGGAGCAAGGAACUGAUUCCGAAUACGCAUUGGUCUUUCAGCCCAAUGGCACUGGUAAUUUCCACUUACCACUUAUGAUAAAUGUGAUGUACUAA